Molecule: messenger RNA, 1155 nt
Organism: Epithele typhae
Lineage: Eukaryota; Fungi; Basidiomycota; Agaricomycetes; Polyporales; Epitheliaceae
Product: putative calcium ATPase
Exons: 3
Coding region: 1-1155 (384 amino acids)
Biological process (GO): intracellular calcium ion homeostasis
Cellular component (GO): intracellular membrane-bounded organelle; membrane
Molecular function (GO): ATP hydrolysis activity; P-type calcium transporter activity; ATP binding
Source: RefSeq, a predicted model, not a curated record
AUGACCGUCGUGGCGGGCACCAUCGGCGGCGACCUCGCCUUCGUCCGCGAUCUGGCCCAGAAUCCCGAGCGCGCCACACCCGACGCCACUCCCAUCGAGCUCCGCUGCCUCAGCGGCGCGCUUCCUCCUCCCCUUCGUGCCCUCCUCAACAACGCCAUUGCGAUCAACUGCACCGCGUUCGAAGAUGCGGACGCAAACACCGGCGUCUCCGUGUUCGUGGGCAGCAAGACGGAGACCGCACUGCUGGCGAUGGCGCGCGACUCGAGAUGGCCGGGCUACAAGGCCGUUCGAGAGGCUGCUGAGGCUCUACAGGUGUUCCCGUUCCCGAGCGAGCGCAAGGCGAUGGGUGUCGUGGUGCGUCUUCCGGGAGGUCGUGCGCGGCUGUACGUCAAGGGCGCGAGCGAGGUGCUCGUCGCGGCGUGCGCACGCCAGGUUGUUGUCACAGAACGAGAAAAUGUGGUCACGAAGGUCACCGACGAAGACGAUCGGGCGCGGAUCUUGGAGAGCAUCACGUCGUACGCGUCGCAGACGCUCCACACCAUCGCUGUAUGCUAUCGAGACUUGGACGACUGGUCACCCAAGGCCGACGAAGUCUCAUGGACGGAUCUCGCACGCGAUCUCACGCUCGCUGGCCUCUUCGCUCUUGAGGACCCUCUUCGCCCCGGCGUUCGCAAAGCGGUGGCAGACUGCGCCCGCGCAGGCGUCCAGGUCAAGAUGUGCACCGGCGACAACGUCCUCACCACGCGCUCCAUUGCCACUCAGUGUGGCAUCUUCACCCCCGGCGGCAUCGUCAUGGAGGGCCCGCGGUUCCGCGCGCUGUCAGACACCGAGCGCCGCGUGACCGUGCAGCGUCUCCAGGUGCUCGCGCGCUCGUCGCCCGAGGACAAGCGCAUCCUCGUCACCACCCUCAAGGAGCUCGGCGAGAUCGUGGCGAUCACCGGCGACGGCACUAACGACGGGCCCGCGCUCAAGGCUGCGCACGUCGGCUUCUCGAUGGGCGUCACGGGCACCGAGGUCACGAAGGAAGCGUCCGACAUCCACCCGGACCCGGAGCUCAAGGUCGUUGUCGACGCGUAUCUCGGUGGUAGCUUAGGUUUGUUUGGCCGAGAGCGCGGCUCAUGUGCACACACCGACGCUCUGGUACUGGUCGCUUGA